AUGGGCAUGCCUGGACCACAAGGAUACAGAGGAUCGUCUGGUAACAUUGGACCAUGGGGUGAGGUUGGGCCCCAUGGCCUUCCAGGUGACCAGGGGCCACAAGGUCCUGUUGGCCCGCUUGGAGUUACUGGUUACCCAGGUAAAGAUGGGCCUCAGGGAACAUCUGGAUCCGCUGGUGUCCAAGGAGAAAAGGGAUCUAGAGGAGCUUUGGGGCAGAAAGGAGUUGCUGGUCUCGAUGGGUCCAGUUGGACUAAAGGGACCUGAGGGGCCAGCUGGACAAACAGGCAUAUCUGGUGACAAGGGAAACACUGGGCCCCCUGGAGAGAAAGGGCCAAAGGGAGCUGAAGGCAACAGAGGCAACCAAGGGCCACAGGGAGCAAAGGGGCCACCAGGGAAACAGGGAUACAGGGGUUCACCAGGGGAUCGAGGAAAACAUGGAGUGCCAGGGCUCAAGGGUGAGCCAGGUACCAGAGGUUCAUCAGGCAUGCUUGGACAGUUCGGUCCAGGGGGCAACACUGGGGGAGCCGGGGUCAAAGGCCAAAAGGGGUUCCGGGGACACACUGGCCCCCCUGGCAGUAUAGGACCCGCUGGACAAAUUGGACCAUCAACACCAGGUUUUCCAGGCAAGAGAGGUGCUGAGGGAAAAGCUGGAAUCCCUGGACCAAAGGGCAGUCAUGGUGAGAAGGGCAAGCGCGGUCUUCAAGGCAUCAAAGGAGACCUGGACAUUAGAGGUCAAACAGGGGCAAAAGGAGAGCCGGGGACAAGAGGCACAAUGGGAACUGUGGGGAAGAUGGGGUUCAUUGGCCCUUCAGGUGCUAAAGGUCGACCUGGACCUGCUGGUCCUCCCGGUCUUCUCGGAACUAAAGGAAGCCAGGGGCCUAAAGGAAAAGGAGGCCAGCCCGGAAGGAAAGGAAACAAAGGAAGUCUUGGAAAAAUUGGAGCUGAAGGCCCACCGGGUAGACCAGGACCUGUUGGACGACCUGGAAAACCUGGCGUAAGCGGUUUGGAUGGGUUACUAGGGGUUGAGGGUAAUGAAGGAGAUCCGGGUGAUAUUGGUUUCAGAGGAGCUCCUGGAACACCUGGCAGGCCUGGCAAAAUGGGAAAUCCUGGAUCUCCUGGGAUCAGUGGGAAUAUUGGAGCACCAGGGUUCAAGGGAAAAGCUGGACCAAAAGGAAAAGGACUAAAUGGACCAAUGGGGCCAAAGGGUAUUCCAGGACUGAGAGGAGAGAAGGGCGAGUCUGCAAUUACUGGUCCAAAGGGUCUCCUAGGUGACAUGGGAACACCUGGACCAAUCGGGCCACCUGGACUAAAGGGGAAUCCUGGUUUGCAGGGCCUGAAAGGCCAAAGAGGUCAUAAGGGAAAGAAGGGGGGUACUGGUCCUCCUGGUCCAAGUGGGCGAAAAGGCUUUCUUGGACUCACUGGCCACCUUGGAAAGAAGGGAAUGAAAGGUGUCCAAGGCAGUGGAGGACCAAAGGGAGUGAAGGGCAAGCGUGGACCUCCAGGAAAACCAGGUUCACCAGGCAAGCACAGGCUUACACAAAGGCAGGAAUCAAGGCCUGAGCCAAAACCAGGUCCAGGAAAUGAGCUAUGGCCAAAAACAAGACCCAGUACAAGAUCAAAACUGAAAAAUGUGCCAAGAUCAAGACAAACACCCAGCCUCCUGAAGCUAAGGGAAGGGCAACAAAAAUGGCCAAGGUCAGUGUCCAGGAGAUGGUCUGACGUAGAUGAGGAAUCCUUCAGCUGGCCGCGGGGAACUGAAGACGAUCCUGCCACCACCUGCUACGAGCUGGGACUCAUACACCCACAUCUGAAUGAUGGUUACUUUUACAUGGACCCCAAUCAAGGCUGUCCCUAUGAUGCUGUGAAGGUAUUCUGUAACUUCACAGCAGGAGGAACAACCUGCAUUGACCCUUUACAGUCUCAGAUUAAAUUACGUUGGGAACCAAUAAAGAAGAAAUCAAAAAUGCCUGUCCAGUGGUUUAGUCAGCAGCACGGUGAAAACAAGUUUGAGUAUGCUGGUGUGGACAUUGUCCAGCUGAGGUUUCUGCGGUUACACAGCCACACAUCUUUCCAAAAUAUGACUGUCAGGUGUACAACAAACCAUUCAAGCACUGCUGGAACAACCCAUUCAGCCAAUAGGAUUAUUCACUUCCUGGGAGACUCUGGCAAAGAAAUUCUUUCACACCUAACCACAGUUUACAGGAAAGGCUGUGAGGCGGAGGUGGUUGUAAUGGUUCGGGGGAGCACAGAGCCGCAUCGAGGUGAUAUGGAGUUACUUCCUGUCAGAGAUCUGGGUGUAGAGAUGAGGUCGCUAUCUCCCCUUGUCCCGGAAAUCACUGUUGUUUUGGGACCCCUCUGCUUUUUGUGAUGUGUGUGUGUGUGUGUGUGUGUGUGUGUGUGUGUGUUUGCGUGUGUGAAAUAAUGAACUGUAAAUAUCUCAUUUAUUUAAUAAGCAGGGAUAUAUGGUGUCUAGAUAUUUUACAUGAACAAUUUUGUUCAGAUUAAUUUGCUCAGUGCUUUACUGUUUUGUGUAUAUUUAUUGAAUUGUCACAAGCUGAAUGAAUUGUUAGAUUUUAUCAUAUGAAGCAUUGUAUACAUUGUUAUCUAAUGUUUAUGCAGUACCUAAUUGUAUUUGUUUUAAGGAAAUUGACUUGGAAGGCAGUGUUAUCACAACUCAGUGUAUUUGGUGUCUCAUAAUCCUCACAGGGGGAGGAUGUACAGCACUAUAAAAAUAAAAGUAUGACUUUAAACAUGUGGAAUAAAAUCUAGCCGUGCACAUCUGUUGUAGUUUUACUGAAC
Molecule: messenger RNA, 2799 nt
Organism: Etheostoma spectabile (orangethroat darter)
Lineage: Eukaryota; Metazoa; Chordata; Actinopteri; Perciformes; Percidae
Product: collagen alpha-1(V) chain
Exons: 31
Coding region: 74-2368 (764 amino acids)
Molecular function (GO): extracellular matrix structural constituent
Source: RefSeq, a predicted model, not a curated record